ACGCUUGACUAACUGAGCCACCCAGGUGCCCCAAUAAUGAGGUGAUUUAAAAAUAAACACACUGGCAUCUCUGGUUUGUUCCUCUUGCACUCUGGGGCUGGAGUUGAGCAGGAGGCAGCAAUGAUAUUUUCCUUUUGAAGUCGAUGCAUAUAAAGUACAGGGGAGACUUGCUUUGUCCAGGACAGAGCGAGGGUCUAGAGGGGUUCUGGAGGGCUUGAGCAGGGGCUAGCCUUCACCCAGCACUCCUAAGGGCCUGGUACCUACCUGCUCCUGCAUUGUUUCCAGAAUUUGAUUUCUAACAGCACAGCACUUGGAAGAGAAGCCUGAUGUGGGGAGAGCAGUGUGCUGACAACUCAGUCUGGAGAAAGCACUGUGCUCCUGCCCGUGGGGUACGUGGUUUCCAGGUAACCCGCAGCACUCUCAUUUGGCUCUGUCUCCUGCCAUCCCAACCUGGACACUAGCUGUGGAGUUGGGUCGUGUUCAGCUACGCUCUGCAGAGAUACAGAGAGGAUUUCAGAUCUCUGGCACCAGUCCUGUUGUGAGUUCCUGCAAAAUCGUUCCGUUCUCAGAGAUUGGACAAGAGAUCUCAGAAGGACCACUUAGACAUUCGACAGCCCUCUUUGACAAAGACCUCUGGCAGGCACUCUCGCAGUAGACUUGGGCCUGGAGCACGGUGGAGGGGGGACUCAAUGCCUCAUUCCUCACCACAAGCCUGAAAAGCCCCCUCUCAGCUCCUUUGUCUGCUGCCGUGGCCUUGGUGGCACCCUCCCUCAGUGGUCAGUCCAGGGCUCUCUCAGCCCAUGCAGUCCCCUGCUACCGCUGCUGAGGGCCUCAGUGGCCUCCACUUUGGGGCCUACCCACUCCCUACCUUCAAGUUCCAGCCUCGCUCUGAGAGCGUGGACUGGAGGCGCAUCAGUGCCCUGGAUGUGGAGCGUGUGGCACGGGAGCUGGAUGUGGCCACGCUGCAGGAGAACAUCACUGGUGUCACCUUCUGCAAUUUGGACCGGGAGGCGUGCAGCCGCUGCGGGCAGCCCGUGGACCCGGUGCUGCUCAAGGUGCUGCGCUUGGCUCAGCUCACUAUCGAGUACCUGCUGCACUGCCAGGACUGCCUGAGCGCCAGCGUUGCCCAGCUCGAGGCACGGCUGCAGGCCAGCCUGGGCCAGCAGCAGCGAGGCCAGCAGGAGCUGGGCCGCCAGGCUGACGAGCUCAAGGGAGUGCGGGAAGAGAGCCGCCGGCGUCGCAAGAUGAUCGGCACCUUGCAGCAGCUGCUCCUGCAGACGGGGGCCCACAGCUACCACACGUGCCACCUGUGUGACAAGACGUUCAUGAACGCCACCUUUCUCCGGGGCCACAUCCAGCGCAGGCAUGCGGGCGUGGCAGAAGGGGGGAAGCAGAAGCAGCAGGAACAGCCAGUGGAGGAGAUAUUGGAGGAGCUCCGGGCCAAGCUAAAAUGGACCCAAGGGGAGCUGGAAGCCCAGAGGGAGGCCGAGAGGCACCGGCAGCUGCAGGAUGCAGAAAUUGCUCGUCAGAAGGAAAUAGACGCUAAGAAAGAAUUUGACGAAUGGAAACAAAAAGAGCGGGCCAUGCUACAUGAGGAAAUAGACAAGCUAAAAAAGUUAUUUUGGGAUGAAUUUAAAAGUGUCGCCAACCACAACUCAACUCUAGAAGAGAAACUGCAGGCAUUGCAGUCCCACAGUGUGGUGGAGUCCAACCUCGGGUCACUACGGGAUGAGGAGUCUGAGGAGCAACUCAGACAGACCCAGGAGCUCCAGGCCCUGAAGGAGAAGAUGGAAAUCCAGAAAACAGAAUGGAAGAGAAAAAUGAAGGAACUGCAAGGGGAGCAUGCAGCCCAGAAGCGAGAGCUGCAGGAGCAGAAUGAGCGGCUCCAGGCCUCCCUGUCUCAGGACCAGAGGAGAGCAGCCGCCCAGGCCCAGCGCCAGAUCAGCACUCUCCAUGCCCAGCUCCAGGAACAAGCCAGGCUCAUCACCUCCCAGGAAAAGAUGAUCCAGACCCUGUCUCUCAGGAAGGAGGAGGGGAUCCGCAAGGGCCUGAAGGCUAUGGACACCGAGGAGGACUCUUCCGAGGAAGAGCCGGAGGACUCCCAAGACGGGCAGCAGAAGGUGCUGGCAGCUCUGAGGAGAAACCCCACCCUGCGGAGGCAGUUCAGGCCCAUCCUGGAGGACACCCUGGAAGAGAAGCUGGAAAGCCUGGGGAUAAAGAGAGAUGCAAAGGGAAUCUCCUUUCAAACUCUCAGACACCUAGAGUCCCUCCUGAGAGCCCACCGGGAGCAGAAGGCACGGAGGUUUUCUGAAUUUCUGAGUCUGCGGGAAAAGCUUGUCAAGGAGGCCACCAGCAGGGUGACGGAGAGACAGAGACACAGGGCCCCGGCGUCCCAGCCGGACAGCGAGGCUCCAGUCAAAAGCCAGCAGAACCCACUGGCCAUGCAAGAGGCCCAGACAAAGCCCAGGACCCUGCAGGUGGCAUUGCCAUCGAAGCCAGGAGAGCCGCCCACGACAACUCUUCAGAGCCACAGCAGUCACGGCCCUGGCCUGGCUCAGGUGCCCACCCCUACUCCACGCCCCAGAGCACGUGGACCGUCCGGCAGCCCUGCUUCCCCAGGGCCCGGGCCGAGCACACCCCCGUUUAGUUCUGAAGAGGACUCCGAGGGAAACUCCGUGCAGCGGACAUCUCUCCAGCCCCCACGAGGUCCUUCCAGGAUGGGGCCCCGGCCAGAGGACAGCUGGGACUGGUCCGACACAGAGACCUCGGAGGCGAGUGCCCAGCCCCCUGACAAGGGCUCAGGUGGCCUGGCCUCCUCAGGAACACUGGUGCAGUCGCUGGUCAAAAACCUUGAGAAACAGCUGGAGGCUCCAGUGAAGACGCCAGCGGGAGGGGUCAACCUGUUCUUCCGGCCCAGCGCCGGCCCGGGGAAGGCUGCCGUGCCAACAAGGACGCCUCAGCUUUCGGAUGAGGACAGUGACUUGGAGAUCUCUUCCUUGGAAGAUCUCCCCCAGGACCUGGGCCAGAGAGAAGAACCGAAGCCCCUGUCUCGCUCGAAGCCUCCGGAAAAGUUUGGCACCAGCCCUUGGGGCCCUGGCCGGCCGAGGGUCCCCGGCUGGUGAUCCCAUCCCAGAGCCUGGCUGGGGCCAGCUCAGGGUCCCUCCCCAAACACAAGAGGCUGCUGGGCCUCUCUUGUCUUCACCAGUGACCAAGAGGUCUUCUCUGGAGAGGAGCAGAGCAGAUGGUGGAUAUGAUAGCUCCUCUCUUGCCCAUGAGCAGGGGUCCUGCUCCAGAGCUCCAUCUGCGCCUGGUUGGGUGCUCCUGGGUCUUGUGGUUUGAGAAAGGGUUAUUUAUAAUGAGCCCUUUCCUUCCCCCCCACUCCAUGUUCACUCCAGACUGAAAGAACCACUUGAUCUUCAGGGCGUGUUGUCAAUCUGUGGGAAUGCUGUGGAGAGGAGUCUUUUGUGGUGUCCUUUUGGUGUCCUUUUGGGGACAGUCAGUCAUUCAGUGGUUGAUCCAAAGUCAUUCACAGUGUGCUUGCUCUGGGCCAGGCCUCCAGGCUCUCCCUACUGUGUUGGGGUGCCAGCAGAGGUGAGUAGGGCAGAAGUACAGGGUAGUAGUCUGGUAACCAACAUUAGGGUGUUAUGGGAACAUAGCGAGGGCCACCCAGUGUAGACAUGGGUGAUCUGGGAGGGACUCCCAGAGCUGAUGUCAGGCUGUGCUUGCUCAUGGGUGGGAGAGAGGCAGGGAGGGAGGGCCACCUGACUGGCGCCUCAUGCCCAAAGGACCACACAUUUAAGUUUUGAAACUAUUUCUAAAAUUAGGUUAUAGAUGUAACCACUCUAUUUUUUUUAAUAUGAAAAACAUCAAUUUGUCAUAUAGAAACAUUUAAAUAUAGCACAAUGGUUAUAACUCACUUCUGUUCAUUAUUUUUGGAGCUUCAGGAGGGGCAUAGUGGGGUGAAGCCACCUGCACCCCCAUUGUGGCAGGUGAGGUCUGUUGGGAUGCGGAUGCCAAGGUGGUUAGGAGAGCCAGAGGUUUGCUGGGCUGAAGGCAGAGCAAGCAGGUCAGCAGGGAGGGCCCUCGGAGAGCAGCGCAGGCCCCACCACCGUGAGAGCAGAGGGAGCAGGAAUCAGGAGCAGGCAGGGGCCCCCAGACGGCCCCGGGGGGCUGUCCCCUCUGCCAACCCAGUGGGAGCUGCCGAGCAGGGAGUCCCCACUGGGCACAAACGGCCUGGCCCUGGAGCCCGCACCCUGUCGGCUUGCUUCACUGCCCGUGAUUGAACAGCAGUUUUUGCCUCAAGGGAGACUGAGCCCUGUGCCUCGCCAAUGAAGGACCCCAAGUUCAUCUGCCCAUGCAGGGAAGACAAUGACCAAGGCUUUGAGAAUGCAGCAAGGGAAGUGAGUGGCAGCCAAAUGGGGAGACAGGAGGGCCACCUGAACCCCUUCCCUGAAGGAGGAGAGUCAGGGCAAUUUAAAGGCACACCAGAAGAGGGUAAGAAGUAGCAGCUGCACUUACUACUCUGCAGCUGCAAUGGGCCUCCUAUCAUCACAGGUUUCAGGAAUAGUGUCCCCAGUAGUCCACGUCCCUGACACCCAGCCUCCACCACUGUCCACUCAACUCAGCAAUCUUGCUCCAUCUGUCUUUCCCACCUUGGGUCUCUUGCCCUCCAUCUGGGCUUCCGUUAGCCUCUGGGUAGAGACCCUGCCACCCGGCCAGGCCUGACAUUCUGGUGGGAGGAGCCAGGGGAAGCCAGGGAGGAAAGGCUUUGCAGAGGGCAAAAGGCACCUGGGGGCGGGGUUCGCUUGGGGGGUCGUGGUACCAGGCUGCUCAGCGAGGCCGGAGCACAGCUUAUGCAGGGCCUUAUGUGGGACUUGGGGCCCGUGCAGUCCUGGCCAGCUGGGGGGUAAAUUCCCUUCAUGUAUCUCACACAAUUGAGCAGCUGAGGACAUGGGGAAGGAUGAUCCCAGUGAGUGCUGCCAGAGUGUGAAGAGGGGAAGCUGCAGUGGAUGGGAAGUGCGGUGGGUUGAUGCCCCUCCUAGGAUUCUCCCAACAAAGUCAUGUUUUCCUGUUCACCGGCUUUGGGCAAGGGGCAUAUAAAAAAUGGUGGUACUCCCCACCACCUCCGGUCUCCCCCACAACCUCCUGGUCUCCCCUCCUCACCUGAUCUCCCCCAUCACCUGCUGGUCUCCCCCAUCUCUUCUUGGUCUCCCCUCACCACCUCCUAGUCUUCCCCGCUCCCCCCCCCACCCCGUCUCCUGCACCACCUCCUGGUCUCUCCCACUACCUCCUCUUAACCCUCACCACCUCCUGGUCUCCCCUCAUCACCUCCUCUUCUCCUGCAGUCCUGACAUAGGUCUGAUGCCAGCCCCCACAUCACACAUACACCCUGAAGUCUCUGUUUUUUGAAGGUUGUCUCUGAUGCUGUGGGAGGCUGCACAGCCUUUGAAGGUGCACCCCCAAUGGGCGGGAGUGCUGACAUUCCCGGGGCAGCCUGCGGCCAGGGUGGAAUGGGAGUUGUUGAGUGAUUGGUCCAGCGUUCCCCUGCGGCGCUGGCACAACUCCAGGGUUUACUGAGAUCCCCCAGUGGGAGGGAAUCCCAGUUGCUCUAGCAGUUACUACUUACUAGGGCACCUUUCAUUGGCCUUCUUCCUACUGUCUCGUUUUUUUCACUCUGACUCCUGCUUCUUUGGAGCGCCUCUGAAAUAAAUUACCCUGCUCCCAAGUCCUUGCCUCAGGCUCUGCUUUCAGGGGCAAGGCCAAGUGAAAUAAAUGUAUGUGCAUAUGUGUUUUCAUGUGCACUAGUGAUAAUUGCCCA
Suricata suricatta (meerkat) is the source of this 5818-nucleotide messenger RNA. It is a transcript of the gene DZIP1L, whose product is annotated as DAZ interacting zinc finger protein 1 like. NCBI's taxonomy places the organism in Eukaryota, Metazoa, Chordata, Mammalia, Carnivora, Herpestidae. Gene Ontology annotation, cellular component: ciliary basal body; cytoplasm. The transcript has 18 exons. The record is from RefSeq and is a predicted model, not a curated record. Gene Ontology annotation, biological process: cilium assembly. The coding region runs from base 801 to 3122 and encodes 773 amino acids.